Aedes albopictus (Asian tiger mosquito) is the source of this 2167-nucleotide messenger RNA. Its product is annotated as glycerol kinase. Lineage: Eukaryota; Metazoa; Arthropoda; Insecta; Diptera; Culicidae. The transcript has 5 exons. The coding region runs from base 213 to 1997 and encodes 594 amino acids. Gene Ontology annotation, molecular function: phosphotransferase activity, alcohol group as acceptor; kinase activity. Gene Ontology annotation, cellular component: mitochondrion. Gene Ontology annotation, biological process: carbohydrate metabolic process. The record is from RefSeq and is a predicted model, not a curated record.
UCCCCCCUUCCCUCUUCCUGUUCUUGUUCAACGUUCUCGUCUCGUCAUCUCCCAAGCAGAGUGUUGUUUUUCUCGCGCAUCCGAAGAAAACGCGAUGCUGUGAAGUCAUCAUUAUCCUAUUUUUGCCUACGAACAAACGAAAACGCUUAAGUUAGGUGGUGUAUCCUUCAUCCUCUAGAAUGCCCAUCAACCAGUAGCAGUCGCAGCGAAAGAUGAACGGCCCGUCCCGCAGUAAGUUCGGUCCGCUGGUUGGGGUCCUGAACGUGGGCCACUCCAACUGUAAAUUCUUGAUUUAUGCAGCGCGGAAUGCCGAGGUGUUGACCUGUCACGAGGAGCCGCUGGAGGCGCACUCGCCCCAAUCCGGAUGGGUGGAGUUCGAUCCGGCGGAGAUCUGGGACAGGAUUCGGGUCUGCAUGGAGCGGGCGGUGCAGAACCUGGAACUGCUGGAAAUCGAUCUGCGCGACAUGGUGGCCGUUGGGGUGUGCAACCAGCGGGAGACGAGUGUCCUGUGGGAUCGGGCGACGGGAGAGGCGUUAUGUAAUGCGGUUGGAUGGUGCGACACCAGGACUUCCGGUUUGGUGGCGGGGCUGCUGGCGAGGGUGAAGGGGAAGAUUAACUUCCUGAAGGCGGUUUGUGGGCUGCCGUUGGCCAAUUGUUUCAGCGCCGUGAAGGUCCGGUGGAUGCUGGAUAAUGUUCAAGGAGUGGAAGGGAAGGAGGUCUGUUUCGGUACUUUGGAUAGCUGGGCGGUUUGGAACUUGACCGGUGGAGUGAAUGGAGGAAUUCACAUGACGGAUGUGACGAAUGCUUCGAGGACGAUGCUGAUGAACUUGGCGGAUCUGCAGUGGGACGCCCGGUUGUGCCAUUUUUUCAAGAUUCCUAAGGAAAUUCUCCCGCAGAUUCGGAGCUGUGCGGAGAUCUACGGAUACAUUAGCGAGGGACCGCUGCGGGGAAUACCGAUUGCUAGUUGCAUGGGCGAUCAGCAGGCGGCACUGGUCGGGCAAAUGUGUCUCAGCGCAGGGCAGCUAACGUGCAACGUGGACGAAGGAUCUUUCCUUCUCUUCAACACGGCUCAGGAAAUCAUCGACUCGGACAAUGGCCUGCUCUCGACGGUGGCCUUCAAGCUGGGUCCGAAGGCGAAAACUUUCUACGCCUUGGAAGGUGCCAUUCCUCAUGCGGGAAGUACCCUCAGUUGGUUGCAGGACAACCUUAAGUUACCCGGCGAUUCCAACCAGAAUGGAUCGCUAACGCAGAGCUUUUUGGGCGAUCCGGGAGGACCGUCUGCCCUGUUGUCAUCGAUCUGCUCGAUGAGUUCCUCGUUCGGGGCGUUUCAGAGCGAGACCGGGAAGUUCAAGAACCCGAACUACGAAGUUAUUCUGGUCCCGGCCUUCAGCGGUUACUACACGCCCUACUGGAGGUACAAAGCCCGUGGCAUGCUGUUCGGAUUGACCCUCCAAACGACGGCCCAGCAGAUCCUGUUCUCCGCCUACGAGUCCAUCUGCUUCCAGGUGCGUGAGGUUCUGGAAUCGCUCACCAAAGACUGCCGAACGUGGCCGGCCGUGACGAAGCUGGUCGCCGGCGGGGAUCUCAGCGAGAAGCCCUUCCUGAUGCAGAUCAUGGCCGACCUGUGCGGGGUGGCCAUCGAACGGCCACAAACCUCGACGCCGGCCUGCCUCGGAACCAUGCUGGCCGCGGGGCUGGCCAUGGAAAUACUCACCCUGGACGAGUUUCGAGCAUGUUGCAUUCCGCCGACCGAUCAGUACACGCCGGCACUCAAUUCUAGUCAUCGUGAUAUGAAAUUUCGCAAGUGGAAAAUUGCAGUCGAUCGUUGCCUAAACUUCGAUUCCGUCUCGGAGACGGAUCUUUCCAAAUUCCAGCAGGAGGAACUGGAUCCAGAGUACUCGGUCCGCUGUUCGAUCCCCGGUGGGAUCUACCUAAUUUCCUCGUUUGCCCUCAUCGUACUGGCGCAGAUUCUCCAACAGAAUCGAUCGGCCUCCUAGGUGCGCAGGAUUAGGGGGUUUCUGUUUGUUCCUUUCGCGAGACGUUCCAACGAGUUCAGAUACCUAGUUGUUUGCUUCUUGCCCCCGUUUCUCUUCGAAAGCUGUUGAUGACACAAACUAUCUUUUAUUGUAGGAUAUGUAAUUAGGAAAAUUGCGACGCUUUGCUUUUU